AUGCCUCACAAGCACAAGAAGAACCACCAUGCCCCCAAAACUGCCUCCCCUAGGGCGGAGAAGAAGAAAGCUGCUUCUCCAUCCCAGCUACAGCCCCCCGCGGAUCCUUUCACCGCGCCCGUAGUCGCCCCCACCAAUUACCAGGAGAUCCACCAGAACGAGGUGGACGCUCUCCGAUCCAUAUAUGGCGAUGACUUUGAGGAAGUCCAGCACCGGCGCUCAGCCUGGCAGCAAUCGUCCGAAGUAGCCUUUAAACUGCACCUCCGAUCCUCCGCCAACCCCGACGUGCGAGCCGAGCUCCUAGUCGAGUUGCCAACGACGUACCCCAAAACCGUCCCGAACCUGUCCGUCGAGAACCUGGAGAAAUUGCGGCAACGGGCCCGGGUACGGAUUCAGGACAUUUGUCGGACGAAACCGAAGACCCUCCUCGGGGCGGAGAUGAUCUACGAGAUCGCCGUCGCCAUCCAGGAUGUCCUCGAAGACGUCGCAGAAGCCCAGGCCCAGGACAAGGAUCUCCCCAGCUUGGAGGAGGAGCGCAUGGAGCAGGAAGCCGCGGCCAACGAGCGCGCUGAGCAGGAAAAGCAGGAGGAGAUCCGCAAACAAGAGGCCGCCUCCGCGGAGGAGGAACGGGCCCUCCAGCUGUUGUUGGAAGAUCGCGAGCGCACCAAGGCCCGCAUCUCCCGGCGGAAAAGUCGGACGGGCUCCCUCGGGGUCCAGGAAGCUGUUGAAAACCUGCCGGACGCCAUCUCGUUUGACCCCCCGGUGGUCCUGAGCAGUGCCGUCGAAGGCCCCUUGGUCUUCCAGGUCGUCUACGGGAAGACCCUGCUGAAGAGUACGCCAGGGAAGGCGACCUUUGCGGUCCGGCCCGUGGUGUCGGGAAAUCGGCCCGGUGCACCGCUGUUGGUGUUGAAGGAGAUCGCCCUAGACGAGAAGGGGCAGGAGCCGUUACUAUUUCGGGAACGGAUGCGCACGAGCGAGGACCGGCUGGAGAACCUGAGGCGACUGCGCCAUCCAAAUAUCGUUCAUUUCGUCGGUCUGAAGAUCCAACGACCCCUGGACGUGGCGGAGUCGCCGGACCAUACCUGGACUGUCCAUGUUCUCCUGGAACACGCCAACAAGGGGUCCUUAAACGAGUUCCUCGACAUGGUGGGGACAGUGCCCGUGGAGAUGCUCCGGAGUUGGACGAUCCAGCUCCUCGAAGCGCUGGAGUUCUACCAUCGGAGUGGACUGGUCCAUGGCAACAUCCAUUGCGGCCGCAUCUUCCUGUUCCGGAAUCCCACGGGGAGCACGGUCGUCAAACUGCAAUCGAGCAUCGAAGAGGCGCUGCCCGAGUCCGGAGCCCCCCAUCGACCGCUAACGACAUCCAAGUCCCCGUUCUGGCUGCCCCCCGAGCUGACCCAGGGGAGCGCGCCGCUCACUACCAAGACGGACGUUUGGGACCUGGGCAUCGCCUUCCUGCAGAUGGCCUUUGGGCAGGAUGUCCUCCAACGGUAUACCUCGGUCGAUGCACUGAUGGGCUCCCUCAGUCUCUCCCUGCCGCUGCAAGAUCUCCUCCAUGAGAUCUUCCGACCCGAUCCGAGGAAGCGGCCGACGGCCUUCCAGCUACAGCCGUCGGAGUUUUUCCGGGUCGAUUUGCCGUUGGUGGUCCGGACGAGUGCCUCCAACUCCAUCUCGCUCCCGAGGCGCCCGCGUCUGGACUCAUCGGGGGCCCUAGCAACCUUCUCGCGAUACCACCAAGAUUUCGAUGAAGCCGGUCGUCUGGGCAAGGGGGGCUUCGGUCAGGUCGUCAAGGCGCGGAAUAAGCUUGACGGUCGAUUCUACGCGGUAAAGAAGAUUUCGCACAAAUCGGCGGCGGCCUUGAAGGAUACGCUCUCCGAGAUCAUGCUGCUCUCGCGACUCAACCAUCCCUACGUCGUCCGCUACUACACCGCAUGGCUGGAGCAGGACUACACCGCCGAUGAGCACGCCCUCUCCUCCACCGAAGGGGACUCGUUUCGCAGCGACGAGUCCCACGAGUUCGGCUACAGCACCCCCGGCCUGGACUUUAUUAGUUCGAGCGGUUACCCGAAAAUCGAGUUUGGCUCCGACAGCGAGGAGGAACACAACGAGCCCAUGUCACCAGGGGCGAAGGCCGAAAGCCCCGACACUCGGGUCCGAUCGGGCUCCCUGAGUCGUCCCAUUCUCACCACCCUAUAUAUUCAGAUGGAGUAUUGCGAGAAGCACACCCUCCGGGAUCUCAUCCGAAAUGGCCUGUAUGAUGACGUCGAACGGUCGUGGCGGUUGUUCCGACAGAUCUUAGAUGGACUAAGUCACAUCCAUUCCCACGGGAUCAUCCACCGCGACCUCAAGCCCGACAACAUCUUCAUUGACGUCGCCAACAACCCCCGGAUCGGUGAUUUCGGUCUCGCGACCAGCGGGCAGUUUACCACCGCCGUGCGCUCCUCCGAUGCGGCUGAGUUCGAGGGAAAUCUCACCCGGAGUUUGGGCACGACGUAUUACGUGUCACCAGAGAUGAAGUCAGGCUUCACAGGACACUACACGGAGAAGGUCGACAUGUUCUCUUUGGGAGUUAUCUUCUUUGAAAUGUGCCACCCUCUCCCGACCGGCAUGGAACGGGAUCAGACGUUGCGAGAGAUUCGAGAGAAGGACCAUACGCUCCCGCCCACUUUCCAAUACUCGGAAAAGGUGGUCCAGGGCCAGAUCAUCGAAUCGCUAUUGAAACACAACCCGAACGAGCGCCCGUCGGCUUCGGAGCUGCUCCAUAGUGGUCAGAUCCCCUUGCAGGUCGAAGAGGAGACAUUCCGGCGUGCCAUUGUACACUUGCUCUCCAACCCCAAUUCCCCGGACUACAAAAAGAUCCUGUCGGCCAUCUUCUCUCAGUCGCCCAAGAAGUUUGAGGACAUGGCCUGGGACAUGGACUCGCGGGGAGCGCCGGCGGCGAACGAAUUGCUCGUCCAGGGUCUCGUGAAACAGCGCCUCACAGCGAUCUUUCGCCGACACGGCGCCGUCGAAACGACGCGGCAAAUGCUGUUUCCUCGUUCUCAGCACUACCAUAACGGGGCCGUGCGGUUGCUGGAUUCGUCGGGUAACCUCCUUCAGCUGCCCUUUGACCUGACCCUGCCCAAUGCUCGGGCGAUUCCCCGACAAGACCCGUCCCUGGAGAAGUCAUUUACGUUUGGCACCGUGUAUCGUGAGAUGUCCCACGGCGGCGAGCCGCGCACGCACAAAGAAGUCGAUUUCGAUAUCAUGUCGCCAAACGCCCUAGAUCUGUCCUUGAAGGAGGCAGAAGUGAUCAAGGUGCUCGACGAGAUCAUCGAAGAGUUCCCUCCGUUACGUCUAGCCUCAAUGUGCUUUCUCAUCAACCACUCUGAUUUGCUCCAGCUCAUCAUGGAGUUCUGCCGCAUUACUCCGUCCCAAGUACCCCUGGUGAAGGAAAUCAUGAGCAAGUUGAACGUUGGGAAGUGGAAUAUGCAAAAGAUCAGGAGCGAGCUUCGCUCUCCUUCGAUCGGCAUCGCUUCGACCUCGUUGGACGAUCUUGCCCGCUUCGACUUCCGAGACUCUCCCAAACAAACACAGAAGCGACUUCGGGCGAUCAUGGAAGGCACCCCGUUUGCCGAGCGGCUGGCGCCCAUCUUCACCCGUAUCAACCUACUAGUGACGUACCUGCAAGGUUUUGAGGUGAAACGGAAGGUGUACGUCAGUCCCCUGGGGAGUCUCAACGACAAGUUUUACCGUGGCCGCAUACUGUUCCAGUGUGUCUUCGACAACAAGCGACGGGAUGUCUUCGCAGCCGGUGGUCGAUAUGACUCGUUGGUUCAAGAGUUUACUCCCAAGCUGCUCGGCAGUAGCCCUCAAACACAUGCCGUGGGCUUCAAUCUGAGCUGGGACCGGCUCAGCUCGGCCAUGGUUGAAUUUCUUAGGGCGCCCACGAAGACCCCGUCCAAGCAUCCUGAAACGGAUGCUGGCGUCUUCUGGAGGACCAGACGGUGUGAUGUGCUUGUUGCCAGCUUUGACGCCACCGUGCUGCGCACACUAGGCGUCAAGAUCGUGCAGGACAUGUGGGCAAAUGAUAUCAGCGCCGAGCUCGCCGUCGAUGCGCUCUCCCUCGAAGACCUUCUGAGCAAGUACCGCGACCACAACCACGGUUGGAUCGUGAUCGCCAAGCAAGACAGCCUGGAGCGGGGCUUCAAAGUGCGCUGUCUCCUGCCAUGGGAAGAGUUCGACAUCAGGAGCCCGGAGCUAGUCCCCUGGCUACGAAACGAGAUCUGGGCACGCAAUCACCGCGACGGCUCAGUAGAUUCCCGACAAGUCCGACCACUCAUCCAAGCGGACGUCAGCGGCGGGGCGAGCGAGCGCGCCAACGACGUGCGCAUCCUCCUCUCCCAGCACCGCAGCAAGAAGACCAACCGGCGAAACAUCGUCGAAUCCGCACUGGUCCGCUCACGAGAGGUCAUGGAACACGCGCUGAACGGGCCCAUCGCCGCCAUCGACACCCGCGACGAUCUCCUCGAAGCCAUCCGCGACACGCGCCUGUCAGACCCAGACAGCUGGCGCACGGUCAUCCAGAACGCGCCGCUGACGGAGCGCAAGUACCUCAGCCAGGUGCACGAGCUGAUGAUCGACCUCGCCAACGAGGGUCGUGCCCGUGACGGGGCGGAUCACUACAGCAACGCCUUCAUCUACAACUACCGUACAGGCUCUUGCCUGUACUACGAUUUGGGGGGUGCAAAUAAUCAAUGAUGAUCUAGAUAUAUAUAUACAUAACUAGAUGUACGGAGUCAUGUGUUAUGCCUGUCAUGUGUGGAAUGUUUAUGUUUUUCAUUUUGUUUCAUUGCAUCGCAUUCUGAUUUGAGUUAUCUGGUCGAUUUUUUGAAUUCUCCUCUCCGAGUUCCAUAGCCAAUAUCAUAGCAAAUAU
Aspergillus campestris IBT 28561 is the source of this 4915-nucleotide messenger RNA. It is a transcript of the gene cpcC, whose product is annotated as putative protein kinase (Gcn2). The record is from RefSeq and is a predicted model, not a curated record. Gene Ontology annotation, biological process: regulation of translational initiation by eIF2 alpha phosphorylation; DNA damage checkpoint signaling. Bases 1 to 4740 code for a protein of 1579 amino acids. The transcript is spliced from 7 exons. Lineage: Eukaryota; Fungi; Ascomycota; Eurotiomycetes; Eurotiales; Aspergillaceae. Gene Ontology annotation, molecular function: protein binding; eukaryotic translation initiation factor 2alpha kinase activity; ATP binding.